Adineta ricciae is the source of this 1251-nucleotide messenger RNA. NCBI's taxonomy places the organism in Eukaryota, Metazoa, Rotifera, Eurotatoria, Adinetida, Adinetidae. The record is from the annotation of a GenBank genome assembly.
AUGCGUCUUUCAAUCGGAUUCGUUCUUGUCUUUACUACAAUUGCUUUCGUACAAAGCAAUCCUCUCUUCAAUCAACUUGCUCUCCAACCAGUUCUCUCAAAUCAAUUCAAUGGUUUACAAGGCCUUCUUCCGCAAUACGCAGAUUUAAUCAAUAAAUUCCAGAACCUCGCUCAACAAGCUGCCACUAACUUGACACCAGAUCAAUUGCAAACACUUGCUCAACAGGCUUUUCAACUCGCUCAGAAUGUCCUCAGUAAUCAAAUCGAUGCAAAUACAGCCGCCAGUCAAUUAUUGAACGAAGUUCAGCAAUUGCUUAAUCUUGAUGGUGCAGGCUUAACACGUCCAGCACUCAGCACACGUGGUAAAUUCAACCCAUUUCAAGGAUUUUUUGAUCACGUCCAAAAUGCAAUGAACCAAUUCCAAAACGCUGCUCAACAAUUUGCCAAUACAUUCGACCCCAAGAAAAUCGAAGAAGUCAGCAAAAUAUGCUUUCAACUCGUCGAAAGCAUUAUCAAUGGUCAAGUCGAUGCCAAAAUUGCAGCCAGUGAAUUGCUACUUCUCAUUGAGCAAACAUUUGGUUCAGAAAAUGGAUUCGUCAAGACAUUUGUCACCGGUUCUCAACAACUAAUCAACUUCGUUAGUGAAAUCUUACCUCAUACACAAGAAGUUAUUGGUCAAAUCGAAAGUUCAGUAAACGAAUUCCAAAAUAAUGUGGAACAUUUUGCCAAUACACUUACAUUUGAACAGUUACAAGCACUUAGUGAAGUCUUUUCUCAACUUGUUCACAGUGUUCUCAGUGGUAAAGUCGAAGCUAAAGUUGCUGCCAAUGAAUUAUUGCUUCUCAUUCAACAAUCGUUCGGCACGGACAAUGAAUAUCUCAAUGCUUUCUUUCAUGGUGCUCAACAAUUGAUUAACUUUGUUAGUGACAAAUUGACUCGUCCAGCAAAUAAAAAAAGUCUUUCACUGGUCAACAAUGUACAAGGACUCCUUGCCCAAUAUGGAAAUGUACUCAGUCAAUUCCAAGGUCUCGCUCAACAAGUUACUAACGCUCUUUCGCAAGCUCAAUUACAAACACUCGGUCAACUAGCUGCUCGACUUGCUCAAAGUGUUUUCACUGGUCAAGUCGAUGUAAACACAGCUGCAAGUCAAUUAUUAAGCCAAGUUCAACAAUAUCUUGGCUCUAAUACUGAACUUUACAAUGCUGUUGUCAACGCUGUUCAACAAUUAGUCGCUUUCAAUCAAGGACACUGA